Messenger RNA from Habropoda laboriosa, 606 nucleotides. RefSeq lists its product as uncharacterized. Lineage: Eukaryota; Metazoa; Arthropoda; Insecta; Hymenoptera; Apidae. The record is from RefSeq and is a predicted model, not a curated record. The coding region runs from base 1 to 606 and encodes 201 amino acids. The transcript has 2 exons.
AUGGAGACGAACGGCGACGAGUUGUCUCUGGUCAGGUCCAUCGUGAGGAACCUGUCAUUGGACGAAACUCAGCGUCCAGCCGAUCUGUUCUCUGUCAACGCUACAAAGGACACUGUGAUCAUCCACGAGGAGGCCAUUUUGAACGAUGUUUUCUCAAGAAGCGAGAAAGACUCGUCGUCGACCAGCGGCGUUGAACUGGGCUGGUACAAUGAUUCAACGACGAUAGGAUCGACGUACGGUCUGUCCUCGUCAACAUUCUCCUCGAUAUCCUCGUCGUCGCCCAGUUCUGACAAUUACACCGGCAUAUCGGACCUGUUCGUCUUCGAAGACCUGAACGAUUACAUCAAUCGACUGAACUAUAGCGCUUUCGUGAACCUGACGGCCUACUACGACGGAGGGGCUAAUUUUAACCUGAACGGAACCGUGAACUGCACGUCCUCGAUAGUUGCCGGCACCGGUGCUGGGGUCGUGAGGGAUGCCGGCGAGUGCGGACCUACGACAGACGAGAAGACCAACGCCAACAGCUGGUGGGCUUUAAUCCUCGUGAUCGUACCCUGUUUAACCCUUUUCGGCAACGUAUUGGUGAUCUUGGCGGUGAUCUCCUAG